Ahaetulla prasina is the source of this 4356-nucleotide messenger RNA. Its product is annotated as zinc finger protein 84-like. The transcript is spliced from 3 exons. The record is from RefSeq and is a predicted model, not a curated record. Gene Ontology annotation, biological process: regulation of transcription by RNA polymerase II. The coding region runs from base 1327 to 2814 and encodes 495 amino acids. Gene Ontology annotation, molecular function: RNA polymerase II cis-regulatory region sequence-specific DNA binding; DNA-binding transcription factor activity, RNA polymerase II-specific. Lineage: Eukaryota; Metazoa; Chordata; Lepidosauria; Squamata; Colubridae.
UUCCUCUUCCGGAUGACUUCAUGGGAGGAAGAUGGUGUGCAGAGCGGCUUUUGUGCUCUUUCGAGGAUCGAAGCAGCAGCUGGCAGACAAAGAAGAUGGCAAUAAGAGCACUCGGAACAACUGAGCAUAACAAGCAAUGUUGAAAAGGGAAGAAAAUCAAGCCAGAAAUCAAAAUAUUUUCCAUUUCCUUCAGAAAACCACACAAUUCUCCUCCUCCUCCUUUUGUUAAAUGAAAGAGAGAAAACCAAGAAAGAAUAAGCAGAUUAUGCAGAACUCAAUGAUAUAUUACAUGAAAAGUGAAGGGAGAUUAUUUUUCAAACAGCAAAAACGAGAAGUAUCUAGAAGUCAGUGGGGAGGAAAAGGUCAAUAAGGAAAGUCACUUAGAGCAGACAAUAAUUCAAGCCUCUCCCUGUGAGGAAGAAAACGGCUUGAAUGAAAGCACCACUAAACAAAGCAUUGUCCAUAUUUUUGACCUCAAGAAUAUCAGCUAUGGAAAAGCUCCAUAGAUUUGCUUAUUGUAGGAAAAGCACAAAUAGCAAAUCACAUCUGAUUAUGCACAAGAGGAGCCAGAAAGGAGAAAUGUCAUACAAAUUACCUGAAUUUGGCAAAAGCUUCAGUCAGAAUAGCUGCCUUGUGGUUCAUUGAAACAAUGAACACACAAGAGAGAAGCCAUAAAAAUGCUCCCAAUGCGGUAAACAUUUUAGUGAGCAUGGCAUGUGGUUAUAUAGCAGAGGUCUCACAGCAGGGAAAAAUCGUAUGACUGUACACAGCAGGGAGAAAACGUACAUAUGACUGUGAAAGUUUCAUUAGAAAUUCCCAGGUCAUGAGACAUUAAAGGCCUCAUACACAGGAAAAUACCAUUUGAAUAUCCUUUCUGUGAGAAAAGUUUCAGUGAGAAUUCCAGUUUGGUUAACCACCCGAGGACUCACACAGAAGUGAAACCCUUUGAAUGUCCUGACUCUGGAAAAACAUUCAGUCACAAUUCCAUUCUGGUGAUACAUCAGAAGAUUGACUCCAGGGAGAAACUAUAUAAGUGUCUAGAUUGUGGGAAAAGCUUCCUUAUUCAUCUCAUGAGACACCAGAGAACUCACAUAGAACAGAAACCCUUUGAAUGUCCUAUCUGUGGGAAAAGUUUCAGUCACAAUUCCAGCCUGGUAAUACACCAGAGGACUCACACAGGAGAAAAGUGCUUUGAAUAAGUGUCCUGAUUGUGGGAAAACUUUCCGUUGUAAUUUCAACUUGGUGACACACUAGAGGAACCACAAAGGAGAAAACCCAUUUCAAUGUGUUGACUGUAAGAGAUAUUCCAGUCAUAAUUCCAUCCUGAUGAUAAUACAUCAGAGGAAUCACUCCAUGGAGAAACCCUAUGAGUGUCGAGAAUGUGGGAAAGGUUUCAUUAGAAAUUCCCACUUCAUGAUACACCAGAGGAUUCACAAAGGAGAGAAACCAUUUGAAUGUCCUAUCUGUGGGAAAAGUUAUAGUGAUAAUUCCAGCCUAGUGAGACACCAGAGGACUCACACAGGAGAAAAACCUUUUGAAUGUCCUGACUGUGGGAAAAGAUUCAGUCAGAAUUCCUACCUGGUAAUACACCAGAGGAGUCACACAGGAGAGAAACCCUUUGUAUGUCCUGACUGCGGGAAAAGAUUCAGUCAGAAUUCCUCCCUUGUAGUACAUCAAAGGAUUCACACAGGAGAAAAACCCUUUGAAUGCCCUAUUUGUGGGAAAAGUUUCAGUCACAAUACCAGCCUGAUGAAUCACCAGAGUACUCAUACAGGAGAGAAACCUUUUGAAUGUCCUGACUGUGGAAAAGGUUUCAUUAGAAAUUCCCACUUCAUGAUACACCAGAGGAUUCACAAAGGAGAGAAACCAUUUGAAUGUCCUAUCUGUGGGAAAAGUUAUAGUGAUAAUUCCAGCCUAGUGAGACACCAGAGGACUCACACAGGAGAAAAACCUUUUGAAUGUCCUGACUGUGGGAAAAGAUUCAGUCAGAAUUCUUACCUGGUAAUACACCAGAGGAGUCACACAGGAGAGAAACCCUUUGUAUGUCCUGACUGUGGGAAAAGAUUCAGUCAGAAUUCCUCCCUUGUAGUACAUCAAAGGAUUCACACGGGAGAGAAACCCUUUGAAUGCCCUAUUUGUGGGAAAAGUUUCAGUCACAAUACCAGCUUGAUGAAUCACCAGAGUACUCACACAGGAGAGAAACCUUUUGAAUGUCCUGACUGUGGAAAAGGUUUUAGUCAAAAUUCCCACCUCAUGAGACACCAGAGGACUCAUCCAGGAGAAAAACCCUUUGACUGUUCAGUAUGUGGGAAAAGUUUCAGUCGAAAUUCGUACCUCAUGAACCACCAGAGGACUCACACAGGAGAGAAAUCCUUUGAAUGUCCAGAUUGUGGGGAAAGUUUCAUUAGACAUUUUCACCUCAUGAGACACCAGAGUACUCACACAGGAGACAAACCCUUUGAAUGUCCUGACUGUGGAAAAAACUUCAGUCAGAAUUCGCACCUCAUGAGACACCAGAGGACUCACACAGGAGACAAACCCUUUGAAUGUCCUGACUGUGGAAAAAACUUCAGUCAGAAUUCCCACCUCAUGAGACACCAGAGGACUCACACAGGAGAGAAACCCUUUGAAUGUCCCGACUGUGGGAAAAGUUUUAGUCGGACUUUCCACCUCGUGAGACACCAAAGGACUCACACCAUAGAGAAACCUUUCAAAUGUCCAGUCUGUGUACUUUACUUCAAGCAUAAACCAUCCCUUAUUGCACACAAGGAAAUCCACAUGAGGCAAAAGUUGAAGAGUUUAGAGAAGGCUUGAAUUUCAUUUGUGAUUUCCCAUUCACAAAGUAUAGGUGAGAAACUGACUGCUUGAAUUCUGGCCUGAUUCUUUUUACUCAAACUUUUCUCAGGAUUAAACUUUUAGGUGGAGAGAAAAGGAAAGUGGAAGUACUAAGUACCAUUUUCUGGUUAUUGGCAGAAUCUUCUGGAUACAUCCUUUUGCAGAAGUAGUGGAAUUCCUCAAAAAGAAACUUUUUAGUCAGUGUAAAAACAAACUUUAUUCAAAUAGCUGAGAAUUACUUCAUUUUCAGUGUAGUUCAACUAAAUUAAAGCAAAUUCCUCCCGACACAAAUUCAUCAGUCCUAUCACCAACCUUGGUCCAAUUAGGCAAACUGCCAGAGGCCUUUCUUGGCACAAGUUCAGAAAACACAGAUACAAAAUAAAUGCAAGAAGAUGAAGCUAUCAAUAUUAUUUUCCGGCAAAGCCCAAAUGCUGUUGCUGGUCUUUUAAGCCUUAUGGGAGGGGCCAAUAGUCUCUUGGCCCUACUCCCGAGUCCUCCUCUUUGCUUGAGCUUCUCUUGCCUUCUGGCAGCUCUUCUCAUGCAUGCAUUAGGAACAGGGCCCUCCUGUUCCUCUGCCUCACUACUGUCCGUCUCUGGAGGCUCUGGAGUCCGCACCUCACUCUAGGAUGACCCUGGCCCCACCUCAGCCUUCGACACAGAGCCCUCAUCCAGACCUUCCCCAGCCUCCAGGACUGGCCCACACUGGCCCACACUCUUUCUCAGCCUCAUCACUGUCCAACUCCGUUGCCAGCUCCGCAGGCUGCUGGCGGACCACAACAGUCCCCUUUCACCUGACUCUCAUCCCAUCAGAUCUCCCAUCCUCCUCUUUGAUCUCAUUUGGGAAGGGAGGGAAGGCCACACAUCCUUGGGCCUCAUGACUGUGUCCUGGAAGCCACCACCAUUUUCAGUGAGCCCUGAAUUUGUCCCUGGGCCAUGCGGUGGAUUUGUGGAAGUCGUUGCCAUUUUGCCACACUGUCUACGCUGUUAUGCAGAAGAGGGACAAACCUCUCUAUUUUGCUGCGUUAACAUGAGAAAAAAAUGUACAAUAGAAAACAUCUCAUUUUAAAAAAUGUAUUAUGUUAGAAUGAUCAGAAGCGUUUGACAUGUAAAAAAUGGGUAUUGUCAGUGUUGCUAUGAACAUUAGGGCAAGGCAGGAUGCUCAGAUUUGCCUCAUACUGUGAGAUAAGCACUGAUAAAAUUUAAUAAUAAAUGAAUUUAACAAUAAAAAGACAAUGCAAAGCUCAUUUCCCAACUCUUGCUCAGUGAUGAGGACUCCACACAUACAGUGGGUUUUUAAUGCACUACUAUUAUUAACUUGUAAUCUCUCUCUUGUGUAUUCUGCAUCACUGUCUUUCUCAGCUUCCCUUCCUUCCUCAUUAUAAAUUUAGAAUUUGAGUUUCAGAUUCACACAGGAGAGAAACCUUAUAAUUGUCCAGAUUGUGGGAAAUGUUUGAUUGGAAUUUUGAACUGGUGAUACACCAGAGGACUCACACAGAAGAGAAACUGUACGAAUCUUAAAUU